AUUGUUUAUUUUUAUGAGUAACUUUAAGUCACACCGUUCAUCAUGUAAACCGCCUGAGAGAAAUAUUUGUCCUUUUACCAUGUUUAGUAUACAUUAUUUGCUUGUUUUGAUUACACUGGUGUUCAGCUGUAAACUCAUCAAGGUCUCUGGGUUGAAGAUAACACCGCGGAAUCAGAGCAAGGCGUCAAGAAAUCAGUCACUGGAAAACCAUUUUACGGCGUGGAUACAUAAAAACAGUGCCAUAAGCUUAAAUAAUCGUCCGACCAAGCGACACUCUUUUGAGCGAUUAAAUGUGGACGAUAACGUUGAAUCCAAUUAUGAGACCUCAUACGACAAACAAGAUAUGGACGAUUUUGAUGUGAACAAUGCAGGAGAGAAGCUACAGACAAGCUUCAGACAAGUGAUUUUAGAUCCAAAUGAGGCGAAUACUUUACGAGUUCCUCAUCCAUAUCCUUUCCAGCCAAUUCAUGUACGCCGUGACUGGCAUCCCCAAAUAGAACCGCUGGAGAUAUUCCCAAAUCCCAUUCAAGUUCAUCAUUACAGGAAAGUUCCAGUUGCAGUUCAGGUGCCGAGAUAUGAAAUUGUUCCAAAACCUUUUUAUGUUCCUUUAAGAGCAUCGCCAGAUUACAGUGUGCUGCACGUAGAUGUUUAUCACCCAGCUAAUCCUUGCAGAAAUGGCGGCCUUUUGCUAUCCAGUCGCUUUGGCUAUCAUUGCUUGUGUUCAAAGGAUUACAAAGGAAGGUUUUGCGAUGCCAAGUUAUACUGCUCUUCGAGCCCAUGUGAACAUGGUGGAAAGUGCGAGGAAAUAGAGAACAAUUAUCAAUGUCAGUGUCCAACAGGAUACAUGGGUUACAACUGCGAAGAGAAGAACUUUUGUAGACCAAACCCGUGUAAAAACGACGGACAGUGUGUGGAGACAAUUAGCAAUUACAAGUGUUACUGCAGAUCUGGAUUCACAGGGAAGCAUUGCGAAGACUUAGAUUACUGUGAUCCAAACCCAUGUCAACAUGGCGGCACAUGUCAACAGAGACACGCCUCUCACGAAUGCAUCUGCAGAGAAGAAUUCAAAGGAAAACUGUGCGAAAAGAAACGAGUGUGUCUUGCUAAUCCGUGCAAAAACGGCGGCGAAUGCGUUGAGGAUAACUCCAAUUAUCCCUGCAUAUGUCCGAUGGGAUAUAGUCCGCCAUAUUGCAGAGUCCAUGUUUGUGACUCCAACCCCUGCCUAAAUGACGGUAAAUGCGUUCCGGGGAAAGCAGGAGGGCACUGGAAAUACCAGUGCAUUUGCUCCCUCCUUUACAAAGGAGAAAAUUGUGAAAUUCCCAAUCCUUGUGUAACAAAUCCGUGUUUACAUGGUGGAAGAUGUAUUGAUACUUUUAGCAAGUACACAAACUUUCCAAAGGACUGGGACAUAGGCUUUUUACAUUACUACUGCGCAUGUCCACCGGAUUAUACAGGGCAGAAAUGUGAAGAAAAUUUGUGUCUAAGGUGCGACGUAAAUGCAACUUGCCAAAGUGGACAGUGCAUCUGUAAGGAUGGAUUCAGAGGAGAUGGCUUCAAAUGCACUGCCAUCAAGGAUCCAUGCGUUCCAAACCCAUGUCGAAAUAACGGGACAUGUAGCAAGGGACCUGAUGAAAGCUUCGACUGCACGUGUCCAGAGGGAUUUUUUCCCCCUCUUUGCACAACGGUAGAUGUUUGUAUCCCUAAUCCUUGUAAAAAUCAAGGGAUUUGCACAAAGGAUGGCGUCGAUCGAUAUCAUUGCAUCUGCCCGGCGGGCUUUUUACCUCCUAAUUGUGUAAACAAGACUGUUGAUCCUUGCGUCCCUAAUCCAUGUCUAAACAGAGCAACUUGUCAGGCGUCACAAGAUAAAAAGAGAUUUACCUGCAACUGCAGAGGAAGUUUUAAGCCUCCUCUUUGUGCAUGUGACUGUCCAAAAGGAGAUCCUUUGUGGGUUCCUCCCAUUCUCGCUCAACAGUGCAAAGAAGAUGGAGAGUGUUACUGCCCAAGUUACAACGGUAAAACGCACUCUAAGACAGAGAGAGGCUGCGUAGAGUCAAGACAGGAUCCCUGCGAUAGUAAUCCGUGUCAAAAUGGCGGUGUGUGUUCUGCUGACCCUGACAAUUUGUCCUUCACUUGUCAAUGUCCUGAGCCAUGCACGGGAGAUCGCUGUCAAAAUUGUAACAUUGACGAGAUUUGUACUCCUGGAUAUUGCAAGAACAGUGGAACCUGUAUAGUUGUGGGAACGAAGCCUUUCUGCAAGUGUCCUCCAAGUUACCUUCCCCCUCUAUGCCUGAUGCAUGUUAACACAACAGAUAACCGAAGUCUUUGUCAUCCCAACCCAUGCCAAAAUGGUGGAAAAUGCAGGCAAGUGAGACCGAACAGCCUUGAAUGUAGCUGCUCCAAGCAGUACCAUGGAAGAUACUGUGAGCGUGACAAGUGCAUGGAUUGUGAUGUCCAUGCCAUAUGCUACAAUGGCCGUUGUAAAUGCAGACCGGGCUACAAAGGAAGUGGAUUUCAUGGAGAUUGUAAACCAGUGUCUUUCUGUAACACCUGUCCGCUAAACGCCGUCUGUGUUGGCGGAGAAUGCGCUUGUAUCGCGGGAUUUUACUUUAUUGAUAACACUUGUCAGAAAAUAGGUGAGUCGAUGUAUGUUUUUUGUAAUUAUCUAAAUUGAUUCAGUCAUUUUGUUAUAUAUCUCUCGUUCAUUUGCUUAUUUAUUCAUUUUUUCAUUUUCCUGCUCUAGUUGGAUACUAAUUCAGUUUGGUAACGUAUGCAUGACUGAAGCAGUUGCUGAGGACAAGGACUUCGAAAGCACGCACAUUAGGUCGAAUCAGAUCCGAAUAGUUAUCCAGCCCAACCCUUUCCUAAAAUCCUAAUUCUUAUUCUGAUUCUCACGAUUUGAAGGGUGUGACAUCCUUCAAAAUUUUAGGAUUAAUGAAUCGACUUCUUCCAAUGUUAAUUAGAGAUACGUGUAAUUUACGUUUUUGAUGUUUCCAAAAACAGUUCCUUGCGUGCACUUCGCACUUAGCACACGGCUUUAUUGUCUUUAUAAAGCAACAUAGCUAUUUACAAUAAACUAAACAUAAAGCUAUCACUACUCAAGGUUACGUUACAAUUUAUAAUUUAAUUAGAUACUUGAAAUCAAGUAAAUAUUAAUUUUAUGCCACAUGCUGCAUACAAAGAAAAAAAAAAGAUGCCGCCAUGGAAGCCAAACCUGGUCCAAGUUAUCGGUAAUGUGGCCCGUGUGUAUGCCAUUAGAUUAGCUACAAAUGAUUUUUUUUCUCUCUCUUUUUCUGUUUUUUCUUUGUUUGUUUGUUUCAAUGGAUUUGCUUAUUUUUUGAAAUAAUAUAUUACAGUUAAGUUUCGUCAUCAUAA
Molecule: messenger RNA, 3372 nt
Organism: Pocillopora damicornis (cauliflower coral)
Lineage: Eukaryota; Metazoa; Cnidaria; Anthozoa; Scleractinia; Pocilloporidae
Molecular function (GO): protein binding; calcium ion binding
Source: RefSeq, a predicted model, not a curated record